Capsicum annuum is the source of this 4576-nucleotide messenger RNA. Its product is annotated as peptidyl-prolyl cis-trans isomerase Pin1. The record is from RefSeq and is a predicted model, not a curated record. The coding region runs from base 246 to 650 and encodes 134 amino acids. Gene Ontology annotation, cellular component: nucleus; cytosol. The transcript has 2 exons. Lineage: Eukaryota; Viridiplantae; Streptophyta; Magnoliopsida; Solanales; Solanaceae. Gene Ontology annotation, molecular function: peptidyl-prolyl cis-trans isomerase activity.
UAAAUUUAAAGAUUAUUUUGUGGCCUCCCACAUAAUUUGCUAUGCUAAUUUGCUGAUUAUCCAAAACCAGAAUAACUGCAUCCAUCAGCACAAAAAACCCUAAAAUACUCUGCAAUUCUCAGCUUCCACCCCUUUCAAUCUCCCGUAUACCAGUGUCUGCAAAAAUAGAGUCAGAUCGGAAGAGGAAGAAGACGUCGAUCUCUUCAGUGGAUCGACCACCAGAUAAACACAAAAAAAAGUCCAAAAUGUCCUCAUCCUCUUCCCGCUCCGGUACUGGCGGAGAGAAAGUGAAGGCUUCUCACAUACUCAUUAAGCAUCAAGAUUCUCGUCGUAAAUCCUCUUGGAAGGAUCCAGAAGGCCGUGUUAUAUCUAACACAGCCAAAGAAGCGGCUGUCUCUCAGCUCAAAUCUCUUCGCGAAGACAUUGUUUCUGGAAAAGCUAAGUUUGAUGAUGUAGCCAAGAGUUAUUCUCACUGUAAUUCAGCUAAACACGGUGGUGAUUUGGGUGUCCUGAUGGGUACAAGCUCACCUGCAAAGUUUGUUACAGUAGAGGAUAAAACUGCGCCGAACAGUGACAGCUGUACUGGAUUCAUGAAGACCCAGGGACCUGGUACCUUGUUGUCAGUUAAUCAUCAUCAAAACAAGAUAUAGCACGGACUAAUAAGGAAAGUAAGGCAAACUAUUUGAAAUGGAGGGAGUACGAUUUUGCUAGUCAACCAUCAACUAUAAGAAAAAUUGGAGAAAUUUUAUAUUCUGAAUUACUCGUAUAUAGAUGAUAGAGUUACCAUGAGGAUUUUUCCAAGACUUCUUGUAUUUCCGUUAAGGGAAACUCAUAUAUUUGCUUAAGAUUUCAUGACCAAGUUGUAUCUGAGUUGAUACAUUCUUAGCAAUGUCUGUGGAAGAAAGUGAUGAUUCUUUAAUUUCAGUUACUCUUAAAGAAAGGUAAUAUAUGUGUGCUUGACUUGGUUGAUUUAGUUUCUUAAAUUGUCAUACAUACGUGAAAUCCCUACACGACUUGUUUUUUGGAAAAAGGAUUUGUCAUGAAAAAUGGCAAAAAGAAAAAAGAGAAUCUCUUUCUUUGAGCCUCUUGAGGACAUAUAAUUUGGACUUUAGAGACCUUCAGUCCCCUUGUUUAAUAUUGUUUUCUCUGUAGUUUAUACUUAGUUGAAGAGGGCAAACUUUGUCAAUAUCUUCUUUUCUUUUCUUGUCCUCCCAAGUGCCCCCUCCCAUUUUGUUUGCAUGCUUCCACAUAAGAACUAAUUCAAAUAACACGAAGAACUACACCUCCGUCCAGACUGGUUGGGAUAGGGUAAUAUGAAUCAGUGUUGCUCUACUUGGGCUAGUUUCAUUUCAAUACUCAGGUUGUCCUAUAAGACAAAUUAUGUGUCUCUGAAUCAAACUUAUCCUGCACUGGCAUACACAAAUCUCUUACCUAAAAGAAUGAAUUUCUGCCCAAAGGAAACACUGGCAUUACUGCUUCUAGCAGAUUGGUCUGAUCUAAAAUCCUCCUUAGGAAGUCUCGUAAUCUGAAUGUAGAUGGCCUUCUUCUAGGAACCAAAGGAACCAAUGAACUUAAAUGCAACUGUACCAUAGUAUGUCACUUUUUCUUAGCAUAGGCACUUUCUGUUUCAUAGAGCCUAUGGCGACUGAUUCCUACUGAAGGAUUGAUAUAUGAAAUGAAGACGAGGAACUGUGAACUGAUGGAUUCUGUUUGAAUCAUUGGAUAUUUAGGGCCUAAGUCUGGAUGUCUUGUCUCUUUAUCUGGCAUGCAAAAAGCGGUUCCAGUUGAUUUUUGUGUCAAUUCUACCCAUCUACCUUGUCUGAAUCUUUGGGAGCAGAAUAAUAAUCACACUCUGGCCAGUCUUUCUUCUGCUUCUUCAUAAACAUCUUCCAAUUUAGUUAGAAACUAACUAAAUGAUGAAGUGGGGAAGCCACACAAUCUAUAGAUAUACUCUGUUUCCCUUUCUGCACCCCCUCUUUUUUCAAUCAAGUAUGUUACCAUUGGUUGUUUCUGAUAAAAAUUGAUCUUAAAGGGAUGAGAUUUCCUGUCUUUUGUAGAUCAUCUAUUGCUUCAAAAAGUUCAGUAUGCUGUCUGCUAUGCAUUUGUUUUCGGUGUUCAAUGAUAAGCCAUGUGAAAUCUGGCGAUAAAGCUUUUUGACCUCAUUCUUAACGCUCCAUUUGGUUUUGAGCUGUCCCUCUCCAUGUGUUGAGCUAUAAAUUAUUAUUAAAUUAUUAUCUGUUUCAAUUCUUAAUUUUGGAUCAUGUCUUUAGACUCAUGCUUUUAGAUGUUUUCUAUUGCUUUUCUGAGAUUUUGUUUGAAUAAUGUGGCAAUUAAAAGAAAAAAUUUGCACAAAUUAUUUUUAUUUGAGUUUGUUAGAAAUAUGUUUAAAUACCGGGUGGAAAUGUCAUAAGAGGAUAAGGAGGUCAUUGUAAGUGCAAGAUAAUGCAAAGCAAUCUCUGUCAUAUGUUCUAUUUUAAGUGCAAGAUAAUGCAAAGGAUAACUGUCUUAAUCUUUGAAGGUUGUGAUUUUGUGACUAGAAAAUAGGUCUAUAUCUGUAGAACAUAAUACAAGAAUAAAAGAGGUAAUACUAAAUGGAAUUGAGGGAGUAUUAAUCUUAUCCCCAAGAGGAUUUAAAAUCAAGCAAUCAAGAUGAAAGAUGAGUGAUCGAUUGAAUAUGUUUCAAUUUUCAUAGCAAGCUGCUGCCAACUUCAUGAUCGCAGAGUUUUAUUUAAACUUUACUAGGUAUAUGUUUAUUCUGCAGUUUUAUUUUUGAUGCAAUAAGCCAAAAAAUUGUUAUGCUGUCUAGUUUUCUCGUUUCCUGGGGGACUGUACAUUAACUCUGAAUUGCUUCUAUUCCUUGUCUGACAGUUUAUAUAAUUUGGUGUCAUGAAAUUCUCUCUCUUUCUUCAUGCGCAAAUUUCCACUGCAAUUUCCUGGAUUUUCUAGCUGACUGAAAGCCUGAAACCAUGAAUUAUACCGUAAUUUUUGCACACUGCAUACUGCGUAGUAUGUUCAGGAAAACUUCCACAGUUUGUCAUAUUUGGACACGUUGGCAAUUAGAUGUUUUAACUAAAACUUGGUUCCUAUUGAAAAGUCCUGAUUUUGCAUGCACUUGAUUCUAGAAUAGUUUGCCCAAUAUAGCCAUUUCCUUUGAAAGAGAAGCAACAAACUGAGUUCAACAGCAGGGCUUAUAAUUUCUCCAUCAACAUCCUAUGACUUCCUUUCUGAUUGCACUUGCAAUUUAAAGUUCAAAAUCAUAAUGAAUGGACUGACCAAUUGGUAUCAAAAUCAUAAUGAAUGGACUGACCAAAUUGGAUUUCCUUCAAAUGCAUAAAUAGGUAAAGUUAACUUACUAAUUGUCUCAUUGUGGCCCUAAUCCUGAUUCCUUUCCUCUAAGUUGCUCGGACUUGGGUGCGGGUGUCUGACACGGAUGCAGAUCUAGCGGUCGGAUACUUCAUGAUCUUAAUUUUAAGAUUUGGGGAUAUGGAUCCAGGCAUGGAUACGAGUGCGGGAAUUCGGUUAAAACUAAUUUAAAUAUCUAAAAAUAGAGUUAUAAAACUUAAAUUAUGAGAUUUUAUGUGGAAAACUUGAGGAGAAAAUAUUGAUCAAAAGAUGAGAAUCAUGAAAGAAGAUGAAAGGAAAAACAGCAACAUAGAAAUUUCUAUAUACAAGGUAUUCCAUGUUUUUUCAAUUUCACCUGAGCUUUUGUGUUGAUUACAGAAAUCAUUGAAGUUGUCUGAACUGUCAAUUUUGGUCGAAGUACCCAAAAUCUGUUGACCAGAUCGGGUACGGAUCCCACACCCACACCCACACCCAUGUCGUGUCGACACGGGUGCGGCACAGAAAGUGAAGAGUCCGAGUAACUUAGCCUUUCCUGGCAGUUCCAUUUUAAUUCUUGUUGCAUGUUUGUUGGGUUAGUGAUCUGCUAAACAAAAAAGGCAUUUUUAAAUAAGUCAUUGUGACUAAAAGACCUCUGUGACACAUAAUUACAUUGCUAUUUAGGCAGAGGAAUUUCCCAGUGUUAUCAAAACCGAAAAGCGCAAAAAAGCUCUAAGAUCUGUUGGGGCUUUAAGCGCUAAAUGCGAAUAAAGCGUGGGCUUUAAUGAAAAAAAGCGCAAAGGGAGAACAAAAUACAAAUAUAUAUGUUUAGUCUUAGAUUAAUAAUUAUAAGCCUGAUUGACAAAAUAUGAUUAAAAAAAUUGAAAAAAUAUUACGAUAAAAUGAAAUAUCAGUUGUUUAGUGUCGUCUCUUCAGAAAAGGCUCAUUGGCAAGGAAAAAUAUGCCUUAGAAAAUUGAUGACACUGAAGCGCACAUUAAGCGAGGCGAAGCGCUCAACAUGUUUUUGCCCUCGCUUUAGGGCUUAAGCGCACCUUUAAUAACACUGAUUUCACAUUCAUUUAUCCUAUUAUGUCAAGAGAUUAAGGUCAAAUAAAAGUUCCUAUGGAGCGAUGAUAGAGAUGAGUGCUAAUGAAGAAACAUGUCCAUGACACCUAAUUUUUCUCGUUGAAGAAACGUGAGGCGGGAGAAUGAGGUAGUAGUGAAGCUGGAAGCACAGGAGGUAUGUAAGAGGGAUAAG